Messenger RNA from Limanda limanda (common dab), 2620 nucleotides. RefSeq names its product dynamin 1a (gene dnm1a). Gene Ontology annotation, molecular function: GTPase activity; GTP binding; microtubule binding. Gene Ontology annotation, cellular component: cytoplasm; microtubule; membrane. The record is from RefSeq and is a predicted model, not a curated record. The transcript is spliced from 23 exons. Bases 1 to 2586 code for a protein of 861 amino acids. Lineage: Eukaryota; Metazoa; Chordata; Actinopteri; Pleuronectiformes; Pleuronectidae.
AUGGGGAACCGGGGAAUGGAGGAUCUGAUUCCUCUGGUGAAUCGCAUGCAGGAUGCCUUCUCCGCCAUCGGCCAGAAUUCGAACCUUGACCUGCCGCAGAUCGCCGUGGUGGGCGGGCAGAGCGCGGGGAAGAGCUCGGUGCUGGAGAACUUCGUGGGGAAGGAUUUCCUUCCCCGUGGUUCUGGCAUUGUGACCCGUCGUCCUUUGGUUCUGCAGCUGAUGACCGCUCCCACAGAGUACGCAGAGUUUCUCCACUGUAAGGGCAAAAAGUUUGUAGAUUUCGAUGAGGUCCGACAGGAGAUUGAGGCUGAGACUGAUCGUAUCACCGGGGCCAACAAGGGCAUCUCCCCUGUGCCCAUCAACCUGCGGGUCUACUCCCCUCAUGUGCUCAACCUGACGCUGGUGGACCUGCCAGGGAUGACCAAGGUGCCCGUGGGCGACCAACCUGCAGACAUCGAGGCCCAGAUCAGAGAGAUGCUGAUGCAGUUUGUCACCAAGGAGAACUGCCUGAUGCUGGCCGUCUCCCCGGCCAACUCCGAUCUGGCAAACUCUGACGCUUUAAAGAUUGCCAAAGAGGUCGACCCUCAGGGUAUGAGGACCAUUGGUGUGAUCACCAAGCUGGACCUGAUGGACGAGGGGACGGAUGCUAAAGACAUCCUGGAGAAUAAACUGCUUCCACUCAGAAGGGGAUACGUCGGCGUGGUGAACAGGAGCCAGAAGGACAUAGAUGGGAGGAAGGACAUUAAUGCUGCUAUGGCCGCCGAGAGGAAGUUCUUUCUCUCCCACGCUUCAUACAGACACCUGUCAGACCGCAUGGGCACCGCCUUCCUCCAGAAACUCCUCAAUCAGCAACUGACCAACCACAUCCGCGACACCCUGCCGGGGCUGCGAGCCAAGCUACAGAGUCAGCUCCUCUCCAUAGAGAAGGAGGUGGAGGAGUACAAGAACUUCCGACCCGACGACCCCUCUCGCAAGACCAAGGCUCUGCUCCAGAUGGUGCAGCAGUUCUCUGUGGAUUUCGAGAAGUGCAUAGAGGGCUCUGGCGACCAGAUUGACACGGCGGAGCUGUCGGGGGGUGCGAGGAUCAAUCGCAUCUUCCAUGAGCGCUUCCCGUUUGAACUGGUCAAGAUGGAGUUCAACGAGAAGGAGCUGAGGAAGGAGAUCAGCUACGCCAUCAAGAACAUUCACGGCAUCAGAACUGGCCUCUUCACCCCGGACAUGGCCUUUGAGACCAUUGUGAAAAGGCAGAUUGGGAAGAUUAAAGAGCCGUGCACCAAAUGUGUGGACAUGGUCAUUUCUGAGCUAGUCAAUACGGUUAGGCAGUGUACCAAGAAGCUGGCUCAGUAUCCCCAACUACGAGAGGAGAUGGAGAGAAUUGUCACGCAGCACAUCAGGGACCGGGAAAACCGCACUAAGACCCAGGUGCUGCUGUUGAUAGACAUCGAGUUGUCCUACAUGAACACCAACCAUGAGGACUUUAUUGGAUUUGCCAACGCUCAACCGAGGAUCAACCAAAUGAACAAGAAGAAGGCGGCCGGGAACCAGGAGGAAAGCAUGCCCGAGAGAGGAGUUAGCGAUCGGUUCAAGGUGAUCAGGAAGGGCUGGCUGACCAUCAACAACAUCGGCAUCAUGAAGGGAGGAGCCAAGGAGUACUGGUUCGUCCUCACCGCCGAGUCUCUGUCCUGGUAUAAGGACGAUGAGGAGAAAGAGAAGAAGUACAUGCUGCAGGUGGACAACCUACGGCUGCGCGAUGUGGAGAAAAGCUUCAUGUCCAGCAAGCAAAUCUUUGCUCUCUUCAACACGGAGCAGAGGAACGUUUAUAAGGAUUACCGUCAGCUGGAGCUGGCCUGUGAGAGUCAGGAGGAUAUCGACGCUUGGAAGGCCUCGUUCCUUCGAGCCGGAGUUUAUCCUGAACGGGUCACGGACAAGGAAGGAAAGAGUGACGGCGGCGAAGACAGCGGCACCGACAGCUUCGUGCACAGCAUGGAUCCUCAGCUGGAGCGGCAGGUGGAGACCAUUCGGAACCUGGUGGACUCCUACAUGGCCAUCGUCAGCAAGACCGUCCGCGACCUGAUGCCCAAGACCAUCAUGCACCUCAUGAUUAACAAUACGAAGGAGUACAUCAACGCCGACCUGCUGGCCCAGCUGUACUCGUGCGGCGACCAGAACUCGCUGAUGGAGGAGUCUCAGGAACAGGCCACGCACCGCGACGAGAUGCUGCGGAUGUACCACGCCCUGCGGGAGGCGCUCGGCAUCAUCGGCGACAUCAGCACGUCAACCGUGACCACCGCCAUGCCGCCGCCCGUGGAUGAUUCCUGGCUGCAGGUGCAACGGGCCAACUCCGGAGGAAGGUCUCCGGCCACCAGUCCACUUCCGAACCGCAGAGCUCCGCCGGGACCCCCCGGCCGCCCCGUCUCUCGUGGGCCUCCGCCCGGGCCUCCUCCUGCCGGGGGACCCCCUGUCCCGUCUCGGCCCGGAGCUUCUCCGGACCCCUACAGUGGGCCGCCACCCUCCGUGCCCUCCAGGCCUAACCGCGGACCCCCAAAUGUGCCCAGUCGGAGACCCCCGCCUUCUCCAACCCACUAGCCCUCCGAGCUCCUCCCUCCCCGCUCUGCCCGCC